Salvelinus namaycush (lake trout) is the source of this 1035-nucleotide messenger RNA. RefSeq names its product melatonin receptor type 1A like (gene mtnr1al). Gene Ontology annotation, biological process: G protein-coupled receptor signaling pathway. The record is from RefSeq and is a predicted model, not a curated record. Bases 1 to 1035 code for a protein of 344 amino acids. NCBI's taxonomy places the organism in Eukaryota, Metazoa, Chordata, Actinopteri, Salmoniformes, Salmonidae. The transcript is spliced from 2 exons. Gene Ontology annotation, cellular component: membrane. Gene Ontology annotation, molecular function: melatonin receptor activity.
AUGCAGGACAUAUUGUCCCUGACGUUAAAGGAUGAAGUGAGGACGGUUGAAGAUACUGUGGCCCCUAGAAACUCUUCUUCACAAGGGGAUGGCAGGGACACAGAGAGGCAUCCUUACCCGUUGGUGGUCACUCUACUGGCAACAGUCCUGAUCGUAACUAUUGUGGUAGACAUUCUGGGGAACCUGCUGGUCAUCUUGUCUGUCUUCAGGAACAGGAAACUCAGGAAAGCAGGAAAUGCCUUUGUGGUGAGUUUGGCUCUGGCCGACCUGGUGGUGGCGAUCUACCCUUACCCUCUGGUUCUGACAGCCAUCUUUCACAACGACUGGAUCGCCGGGUACACCCACUGCCAGAUCAGCGGCUUCCUGAUGGGCCUGAGCGUCAUCGGCUCCAUCUUCAACAUCACCGGCAUCGCCAUCAACCGCUACUGUUACAUCUGUCACAAUCUGAAGUACGACAAGCUCUUCUCCAACCAGAACACCAUGUGUUACGUCAUCCUGGUGUGGGCGCUGACUGUGCUGGCCAUCGUGCCCAACUGGUUUGUGGAGUCUCUGCAGUACGACCCGAGGGUCUACUCGUGUACCUUCGCCCAGUCGGUUAGUUCCUUGUACACCAUCACCGUGGUCGUGGUUCACUUCAUCCUCCCCAUCAGUAUCGUCACGUACUGCUACCUGAGGAUCUGGAUCCUGGUCUUACAGGUGAGGAGACGGGUGAAACCGGACACGAGGCCCAAGAUCAAACCACACGACUUCCGUAUCUUCCUGACUAUGUUUGUGGUGUUUGUGUUGUUCGCUGUCUGCUGGGCUCCGCUGAACUUCAUCGGGCUGGCGGUGGCUAUCAACCCCAGACUGGGUGUGAAUAUCCCUGAGUGGCUCUUCACAGCCAGCUACUUCAUGGCCUAUUUCAACAGCUGCCUCAACGCAGUCAUCUACGGAGUGCUCAACCAAAACUUCAGGAAGGAGUACAAAAGGAUAGUUCUAAUCAUUUUCAAGUUCCACUGCAGAGGGUUCGCUAGGGCUUCGGAACAGCACUGCUGA